UUAUACAUGGUCCAAUAAUAAUAACAGGCCCAAUUGUAAACAGCUUCACCGAUUCGGAUCGGUUCAAAGAUCCAUUUUCUAUCCUCGGUCUGGCUCUUCUCCGUCCUCUUUCUGGGCAAAUAGAGAGAAAGUUUCCCCUGAAAGAACCACAAGUGCACAACAGAAGGAAAAGUGGACCUUACCUACCUAACCAACCACAGACCCACGUGUUUUUUAUUUCUAAUUAUUUUCUUGAAUUAUACAAAUUUUUCCACUCUUAAAUUAUUCAAUUCACAUCGGUUUAGCCUUUUGGUUUCUUAGCUAAACUUUCUUGGGUUUCACUUUCCUUCUUGAACAUGUGAUCUCUAUUUGUUAUUAUUGGUUUAUUAAUCCAUUUGGGUUUCCUCAAAAUCACAAUUUCUUUUGCUCAUAACCUUCUUUCAUUUUCACUUUAGUGGUGAAAUUUGAUUACUUGAUGAAAUCUUUAACAUAAAUUUGGGUAUAGAAAUAUCACAACUUUUCAUCUUCCUUGACCUGUUUGCCAACCCAUUUGCUUUUCUCUUUAUUUUCUCUUAAUGCUUUUCUGAUUUUUUUGUCUGAUGAUCGAUCUGGGUGUGGUACUUUCAGCAUCAAGUACACCAAUGCCUCCACAAAAUAUGGUUUCUUUAUCUGGUUCAACGUUAUUUCCUGCUAGUAUAGCUCAUGGCUCUACUCGGUUCACUAGGUUCUCUGUUUGGAGUGCGGAUACAGUCAAUUCUUUCUGUUAUAAGCAGCGAAAGGAACAAAGGAAGGUUGUUUGUUCUUGUAUGGCUCCUCCAAGAAACAUCAGCAGCGAUGAAUGUUCUGCAACCAGAUACAAUGAUUCAUACAAGUCAGAACAAUUAAGAAAGGUAUUGGAACCGGAGAAUGAAUCGGACUCUGAUAUUCUUAUCGAAUGUAGAGAUGUAUACAAGUCGUUCGGGGAGAAGCAUAUACUGAGAGGUGUGAGCUUCAAGAUUAGGCAUGGUGAGGCAGUUGGAAUAAUUGGACCUUCAGGUACUGGGAAAUCCACGAUAUUGAAGAUUAUGGCAGGACUUCUUGCUCCAGACAAGGGCGAGGUUUACAUCCGAGGUAGGAAGAGAGAUGGUUUAAUUAGCGAUCAGGAUUUGUCAGGUCUUCGAAUUGGAUUGGUGUUUCAAAGUGCAGCACUCUUUGAUUCUUUGACUGUACGUGAAAAUGUUGGUUUCCUUUUAUAUGAAAACUCAAGCAUGAGAGAGGAACAAAUCUCAGAGCUUGUGAGGGAAACAUUGGCCGCCGUGGGUUUAAAGGGAGUUGAGGACCGACUACCUUCUGAGUUGUCUGGUGGGAUGAAGAAAAGAGUUGCCCUAGCUCGAUCUAUAAUUUUUGAUAUUACAAAGGAAUCAAUAGAGCCAGAGGUGCUUUUGUAUGAUGAACCAACUGCAGGGCUUGAUCCAAUUGCAUCUACUGUAGUAGAAGAUUUGAUCCGUUCUGUUCAUAUGAAGGCUGACGACGAACUUGGGAAUCCAGGGAAGAUUGCUUCUUAUGUGGUUGUUACUCAUCAGCAUAGUACCAUUAGGAGGGCUGUUGAUAGGUUGUUGUUUCUCUAUAAAGGAAAGAUUGUUUGGCAAGGGAUGACUGAUGAAUUCACCACAUCAUCUAAUCCAAUUGUUCAACAGUUCGCAUCAGGGAGCCUGGAUGGGCCUAUUAAAUAUUAGGAUGUCAACCAUGGGAUUUUUACGCAAUGGGAUACUAAGAUGAGAAUUAUUAGAAGCAAGUUCAUGCAAAUUUUGCUGCUUUCAGGAUCUGGACUUCUACAUGCUUAUUAUAGGUGAUUAAAACUCAUGGGGUCAAAAGAAAUUAGACGAGUCCUCUGAGGUGCCAUCUUUAUAUACAAGAGCCUUCUUUCUCUUUAAAAUGUACCAAAAUCAUUAUUCUUCUUGGUUUGUAAUUUAGUUUAUAUUACUGGGGCAGUAAUUUGGAUCCCCUUUGUAGGAAAAGAUAAAUGCAUUUAGACAGUGUAACAACUCUGACAAUGUUGUUCUGAAUUUAUAGAAUUGAAGUUUAAAAAUAUCUUUUUCUA
This is a messenger RNA of Ricinus communis (castor bean), 2059 nucleotides long. Its product is annotated as protein TRIGALACTOSYLDIACYLGLYCEROL 3, chloroplastic. Lineage: Eukaryota; Viridiplantae; Streptophyta; Magnoliopsida; Malpighiales; Euphorbiaceae. The record is from RefSeq and is a predicted model, not a curated record. Gene Ontology annotation, molecular function: ATP hydrolysis activity; ATP binding. The transcript is spliced from 10 exons. Bases 579 to 1694 code for a protein of 371 amino acids.